AUGAGUUCUGGUUUGGAUAUUCCGAAGUCGGGCCUGUCCCUCCGCCAUGAGGAGCAGUCCGGGCCCAGCUCGGUGAAACCAGCUCAAAUUAUGCGGCUGAACCUGGCCCAGAACACUAUGGAUGAACUGAUUCAAAGUCUGAUCAAUAACCAACCCUCCCGAGUCCGCCUGGGAAAACACCCAUCCAUUCAAUAUGCGGGCAAAUCCCAAUCCUUCCAUGCCUACCCCGAAACCCACCGUUCCGAGAUCUACCACAGUUCGACCGACGGCUCACCCGACGAGCGGAACCUUUACUUCACCGGUAUUUUGAGCCACAGCCUAGAGGUGGAAAAGGCCAAACAAGCUACUGCAGCCACCGACCAAGCUUUAGCCAACCUUGAGGAAAGCUUGAAUGCAUUCGAGCGAGGAAAGGAGUCGAAGAAAACACACCUGCUCCAGCACCCAGAUGAAUUGAGAGCCCUUCGAGAUGCUGGUGGUGGAAGCUCCGCUCGCCGAGCUCCCAAGAGCAAGGCCGAUCUGGAGAGAGACCGAAUCCUUCGAACUGCCGCCAAUCGUUCUUUGACCUCAAGCCCGACUCUUGGUGCCCCCAGGUCCCCUGUCCCCGGCCUCACACCGACCUCCGCCCCAUCCUCGCAGAUCAAAAACAAUGCCCGUCUCGAAGCCCUCAAGACCCCCUUCAUUCACCUUCUCGCCGUUCGAGCAGUGUCAACAAAGUUCCUUGCCCGUCAGACUCGCUCCACCAUUGAGGACUGCGGAGCCCUUGCCCAGAAGUACGGUGCCGAGAACCGAAUCAACCGCGAGAAAUUCGACCUGAAGGAUAAAUCCUACAAGGAUCUUGACGUGUGGAAAUUCCCAUAUCCGAAUCAAGAGGACCGGCAGCAGGCUAUAGAAAAUGCCACUUCUGCAUUCGAUCGAAUGCGGAUUUCUCGCUCGGAUAAGCUUUGGCAGAUGCUUCUUCCUAAGGAGGAGCGAGGCAAGGGAAAGUGUCUAUCACGUCUCAACCUCAGCACUGGUCCGGUCAAGAAGGCGGCUCCUCCGCGAAUUCAAGUGGACGGGGCUGAUGAUCGGGAUGAUGCCUCGGGCAACGAGGUGGAUCGUUCUACUGGGUCUGGCACUUUUAAGGGGCUGGACGGAGCUACUCCUCGAUCGAACACGGCUCAAAAAUCACAGAAGGAGCCUGCUAAACGACCUGUCAAGGGCAAGACUACUGGCACCACCAACAACAACAGUACUUUGACCGGCCGGGUUACCAAGAAGACAGCUAGCAAGGCGCCGGCCAAGGUGGAGAGUAAAUUCAAGUCUGCGGAGUUCGUAAACUCAUCUGACGAUGAUGAUUCCGAUAUGCCUGAUGCCACGCCACCUUCUCCUCCUUCGGCCCCGGCUGCCCGACCGAAGGAAGUGAAAUCGGCUCCACCUAAGAAAGCCCCGGUCCAGAAAAAUCUUCCUCAGAAAGCUCCUGCCCCUGCUAAGCGUCCUGCUGGGGAUACUGCGCCUGCUUCUAAGGCCCCCAAGGCUGAAGCACCAACUCCCAAGUUGGAAUCUUCUCAGGCCAAGACAGUCUCCAAGAAGGCCGCGGCUCGACAGUCCACUUCACCUCAGAAGCCAUCUCCACUCGGGUCAUCUCCUCCAACAAAUGCUUCAGAGGUGUCCAAUGACCGCCGUCGCACCGAUGGCCAUAAUCAGUCUUCCAGCUCGUCAUCGUCCUCUCCUCUGAUCUCCCAACUUUCUCGCACCAACAAAGCCGCGGCAACUGCUCGUGCUACAAAGCCUGCUGGUCAAAACAGUGGUGUCACCAAGUCUACGGCCACUGCCAACCCCCUGAAGCGUAAAGCUGAACCGGUAGGGGCACAUCCUGCACCCACACGCAACACUGGCAAUCUGGAUCACAAGCGGCGACGCGCAGUUAGCGCCUCUAGCGGAGGAAGUACCGGCAGUGCCUCUCCACCAAUGAGCUUUGACAUUGCCCGGCAACGUCUGUCGGAACGGUCGCAGCUGUUCAAGAGGAAUUAUGCCAAGUACAAGAACUUGCAUAAGAACCUCGAGACACAGACCCACCCUUCUCAGGCAGAUCUGGACAAACUUGUGCGCCAACACGAGCAUCUCCAAAAAGAAAAACGGGAGAUCUGGGACGAGGAUCGACGUCUGCGAGAAGGCACUCAUAUGUGA
Molecule: messenger RNA, 2166 nt
Organism: Penicillium angulare
Lineage: Eukaryota; Fungi; Ascomycota; Eurotiomycetes; Eurotiales; Aspergillaceae
Exons: 1
Coding region: 1-2166 (721 amino acids)
Source: RefSeq, a predicted model, not a curated record